Schizophyllum commune H4-8 is the source of this 1471-nucleotide messenger RNA. RefSeq lists its product as uncharacterized. Gene Ontology annotation, biological process: mannosyl-inositol phosphorylceramide biosynthetic process. The coding region runs from base 126 to 1367 and encodes 413 amino acids. The record is from RefSeq and is a predicted model, not a curated record. NCBI's taxonomy places the organism in Eukaryota, Fungi, Basidiomycota, Agaricomycetes, Agaricales, Schizophyllaceae. Gene Ontology annotation, molecular function: mannosyltransferase activity. The transcript is spliced from 5 exons.
CGCCCAUCAUCAUCUUCGCCGCCGCCUCCAAUCUGGACGGCUCUCAGUCCUCCCGCCGUCGUAUUGUGCGGCCUACGUACACGUCGCCUGCUUCCCUGCGCAGCGAACCCGACCGCAAUUCCGGCAUGAAGCCCUUCUCGCGCUUCGAUACCCGACGGCGGCUCUUCGUGCUCCUCCCCAUCCUCUUCCUCGUCAACACCGUACUGCUCAUCGGGGCGCUCUACAACUUCUCGGGGCACGACACGGUCAUUGACUUCCUUCACAGUCACAAUGGCCCACACACGCUGCUCUGUCAUAAUGUGAUGAACUCGCCGGAGACUAUUGCGCGCCUCGAGACGCUCGGCGUGUCCGCGCAGCGUCCCCCCAUCCGCGAGUCAGCUCCCCUGAGCGCUCCAAGAGCCAAACUUGUAUCCCCGACCGAGCUCAUGUCGCGCUACACUGCAAGCCUUGUCCCAACUGGCGUGUCGAAGAUCAUUCAUCAAAGCUGGAAGUCAAGGACGCCUCCCGACCUCUUGCAGUACUUUGUCGACUCGUGGAGGGUUGUCUACCCGGAGUACGAAUAUGUACUGUGGACGGACGAUGACAAUCGCGAGCUCAUCAAGUCGCGCUACCCCGAACUCCUGGCAACUUACGACGGCCUCCCCUCGGCUAUUACCCGCGCGGACUUCAUGCGCAACUUCUACAUGCAUGCCUUCGGCGGGAUCUACGCCGACCUCGACUCAGAACCCAUUGCCCGCCUUCACGAAAUCGAGGCCAGCCAAGUGCCCACUGCAUACCUGGGGGCCAUGAACACGGUGACGGAGUUUGCCCUCAACCACUCUAUUCCCAACGCAUGGAUGGCGUCCGCCCCUGGCCACCCCUUCUGGCUAUGGCCGGUCACGGAAGCGCAGCGCGUAAUGUCGAUGGAGAACCUUCCGGCAGAGAUGAACAGCCCCGAGUACAUCACCGGCCCAUCCGCCCUGCGUAACAUGUACUACGCCUAUCAAGCGUCAGAUUCGCCGUUCCCGACGCCGGCAAAGUCACGCAGACAGGCGGACGAGGAGCUCCCCCCUCUCGACCCCUUUGUUACAGAUGCGACCAAGAACGGACGUCCCGAGGUCGUCCUCUUGCCCGCACCUCUGAUAUACCCUUACUCUUGGGAUACUUCCGAUCACCUCGCGCGUUGCGUCUGUUCGGCGGAAACUGUUUUCUUCGACACGGAGGUCUGCAAACGCGUCACUCCAGGUGGCUAUGUGAUCUCGUACUGGUCCCACUCGUGGGGAGGCUGGAAGUUUGGAAAGAAGCUCAUGGAGUAUACGCCGUGGGGUAAGCCCAAGGCGCCUCAGCCCUUCUUGACGUCGCCUCCGGUACCCCUCACGCAGCAGUAAACUACCUAGUGACAUCUGGACACGGGACGGCAAUUGCUCCUUAACUUAUUGACAUGCUGUAGACCUUACAAUAGCGACUCUGGUCGCUCAUAAUCCACAUCGAA